Acipenser ruthenus (sterlet) is the source of this 2621-nucleotide messenger RNA. Its product is annotated as CLOCK-interacting pacemaker-like. NCBI's taxonomy places the organism in Eukaryota, Metazoa, Chordata, Actinopteri, Acipenseriformes, Acipenseridae. Gene Ontology annotation, cellular component: nucleus. The transcript has 4 exons. Bases 365 to 1558 code for a protein of 397 amino acids. Gene Ontology annotation, biological process: negative regulation of circadian rhythm; negative regulation of DNA-templated transcription. The record is from RefSeq and is a predicted model, not a curated record.
AUCAGCUUGCAGAGUUGUGCACAGCGAGCUCUCAGUGCAUCGUGAGGUCGAACCGGGCAUGAUAAUGGCAAUGCAAGGGGUGGCUCACAACUGGUAUCGCUGAAAAUGACGGGUUCGCCUCGUCGAAAAGGAAUAGCGAACUGACUCGAGAUGAGGUACUAUAUCUUGAUUUGAAACACACUUUGUAACCGGGGAAGUGAAGAAUUCAGAUACUGUGCCGUGCAUAACUAUUUAAAAAAGGGCAACAAAGCAGGGGUCCGGUUGGACUGGUUUGAGCUCAGUGCCAGCGGGACGAUACCACAGGAGGAGCACCCCCCCCAUCAGUGCCAGCAAGACCACCAAGGACAAGAGCAACAGCACCACCAUGAGGGCAGGGCGCUGUGAGUCGGAGAAGGACUCGGGGUACUCUGACAGCAGCUCAGAGUACCUGCAGAUGGACUCUGAGGACCACCACCCCCCCUCCUCCUCCUCCUCCUCCUCUUCCUCCUCAUCUUCCUCCUCCUCCUCCAGCAGUGUGACUCGCCGCUCGGGGGGCCUCACCCCUGUCUACAUCGUUAAGAACCUGGUCAUCAAACAGCCCCUGACAUUGCAGACCCACACUGGCCCUAUUCUCCACAGCCAGCUGGCAUGGGGCCGUCAGUCGGCUCUAACCACAGUGAGCGGUCAGGGGGCCGCCCAGGUCCUGUUUAUCCAGCAGCCCAGAGCCGGCGCUCAGCUCAAACUCCCCCGCAAGAAAAAGGACACCUACCUCCCCAUCCUGAACUCUUACCCCCGCAUCGCCCCGCACCCCAUGAAGAGCCCUGACCAGAGGGCAGGGAAACCGGGAAAGCAUGGAAGCCUUGGGGGAGCGCACGCGGGGAAGAGCCAGAGCAAGAGAGUCUGUGUGGCGGACAGGAGGGAGUGGGUGCCCUCGUCCAAAUUGCAGGAGAAGCCGGAGAGGAACUUCCAUCAACCCUCCCCACAGCCCCUCAUCCCUUCAGAGAGCCCCGACCUGUGCAGCCUCCUCUCCCCCUGCCCCACAGAGCUCCCUGUGUCUGGGCCUCCUUCAGUCUCCAGCUCUGAGACUUCGUCUUUAUCUGCCUCUUCUCUGCUGACCCACCCCGGGGAGUCCUGGAGGGAAUCCAAGGCUUCCUCAGACCUGGAGAAGCAGCACCGCUUCCUCAACACAGUGGAGAUCCUGAACCGCUCCGGCCUACUGGGCAUCACCCUGAGGACCAAGGAGUUGAUCCGGCAGAACCACAGCACCCAGCGCCAGAUCCAGGAGCUGCGGGAGCACGCCAGGCUGCUCUGCCUGGCCGUCCGCUGCAACCAGCCUCAGGACUGGGCCCGGCUGCAGGAAGCCAUGGUCAACUCGGGCUACGGCGAUCUCACAGGGGAGCUAGCCAGCACCACCGCCGCCGCUGCUGCCUCCAGCCCACAGCCUCGGGGACCAGUCUGGGAGGGAGGGGACCCCCCGCUGCCUGCCCCUGCCCUGCACAGCAGCAAGCAGGAUCCUGAUCCCGAGAGGAUCAGCAGCUCCACUCACGCCUCUCUGCCUUCAGCACGGCGCUCAUGGUGAAUGUAACCCCGGGGCAGCCUCUCCUGGAGGAACGGUUAGGUUCAUCUGCUUUCCUUUAAAGGGGUGCUGCUCACCAAGGCUUGUUAGUAAGCUUUCCGCUUAUUAGCACUUGCAAAAAUAGCACCGCCUCCUUUAUGAAGAUUGCUGACCAAGGCUUAAAAUUACAUUUGUAUUUGCAUUAGCAGCAUGCCUGCCUUUAUGAGAUUUUAUGAUCAGAUUAGACCACUGUGGUAAAUCAAACUUCCUAUACUGGAAGUGUAGGUACCAAGAAGAAGCAGCAACUUUUGAGUCUGUUGUGUAUAUUUGAAAAAUCUUCAUGGUCUUGGUUAGCUGCUAGUGCUAAUAAGAGGUAAGAAAAUGUAUUUCAAAGCCUUGGUGUGCAGCCCUUUGAAUGGGGCAGUGACAAUGUUGCAAGUGCUUGUAGGGUGUAAGCGGAUGGAUUGAAAAGCCUGGGUUAGCUAAUGAAAAUAUAGCAAAGCCACUUUAUUUUCAUGCACUUUUGUGUUGGAGUGGAGAGAUGAACAAGGGACCCACUGCUCCAGACUCUCAGAAAGCAACAGAACACUGACCCGUCUGAGUCUCAGAUUGCCAUCAGCUCCGCACAGCCCAGUACAGCCGCUUCUCUCAUCACACUAAACUGGGCACAUCCUUAAACAGAAGAUAGCAAGUUUGAACCGUGUUUAUAGAAAAAAAACAUCACAAACCAUCCAAUAGAUAAUGAUGUUCAAUUUGUAUACAUUGCUGCAAGAGUCAAGUGUAUAAUUAUAAUUAUUAUUAUUAUUAUUAUUGAGACUACAGUGUGUACAACAUUUACGUGUGCAUGGAAUAAAUAAUGCAUAUGAAAAACGAUUAGUCUAUAUGUGUUCAACUGUAAAAAUACUAAGAAUAGUGACAACAUGUCUUGACAGUGGUUAAAAUGUUUAGCAACAUUCUAAAAGUUGCAUCAACUAGUUUUGUACACGCUAGAACAAAAGGGUAGUUCUUUUAGGGUGGCACAGACAUUUAGUAAUUCCCUUUAACAUGUUUGAAAUCUGCAGAUAUAAAUAAAUCAAACAGAAAGAAA